Molecule: messenger RNA, 645 nt
Organism: Diaporthe citri
Lineage: Eukaryota; Fungi; Ascomycota; Sordariomycetes; Diaporthales; Diaporthaceae
Exons: 4
Coding region: 1-645 (214 amino acids)
Source: RefSeq, a predicted model, not a curated record
AUGUUGAAGCGAGGCAAAAACAUCGUCAGACUCAGCCUCACUCUCUUCGGCACGUAUCACACCAACUCGACUUCUGCUGCGGCCAUCCCACAAUCUUUGCAAUGGCCUCGACUACGAAAGACGUCCAAGCAAUCGAGCGAAUAUGAGGCCAUGAUCUCAACUAUCGAUCCUGGGAGUCUGCAGAAUUGGCAAAGGGGCAAGAGCGGCGAGCCUUGCGAUCACGAGAGCCAGGAUUGUUCACGCGUCGGGAUCCUCCAGUCUCUCCUAGGAAAAUUGGACGGGGCCGCCAGCAUUGAAGCACCCUUCUCCGUCUUGUAUGGCUGCAACACGAUCAUUGGGAAAAGUUUCUACGGCAACACCGGCCUCGCUAUUGAUGACAGCGCCUUUGUGACGAUUGGAGACGAUGUUUUGAUAGGACCUGGUGUCAAUUUUAUCACGAUAAACCACUCAACAGAGGUUGCCUUGCGCUUGCAGGGCGUCAUGUACGCAAAACCUAUCACCAUAGGCAGUGCUUGCUGGAUCGGUGCCAGGGUGACCAUCUUACCGGGGGCCACCAUUGGAUAUGGCUGCACUGUUGGUGCGGGUGCCGUCGUCAGUGGCAGUAUUCCAGAGUACAGCGUGGCCGUGGGGUUCCGGCCAGGGUAG